Messenger RNA from Ectocarpus siliculosus, 1299 nucleotides. NCBI's taxonomy places the organism in Eukaryota, Phaeophyceae, Ectocarpales, Ectocarpaceae. The record is from the annotation of a GenBank genome assembly.
AGCGAGAGCACAGCGUUGACGGAGUAGAUCAGGAUGAACCUCCCCUCUAGCACUGGAUGCCGACAGGCGUUCAUUCGAACCGUUCGCGCUUCGGCCGGUUCUCGGGCUUCCCAUUCCAGCACCGUAAGGGUUGUCGACUACCGACCCCUGGAAUCCUGCUCCUACAAUGCAUACAUCCGGCGUACCCACAGCAGCUGUAGCACCUCUUCUGCGUCUGGCAUAGCAGCCAGUCCUCGCCACGAUACAACUGCUUUUACCAGAGACGCUGUUCGAUCGGCGGCACUGGCCAAGAGGAAGGUGGAGAACGGCCCUCUGUCGGGGGUCAAGGGCGCCCCAUCCACCGCCGGGUAUUCCACUACCACCACCUCUACGGCCGGAGGUUCGACUACCCCGCCGCCUCCGGCGAACAACAACAGCGGCAAGCGGGGCGGGGGAGCGCUUACGCUGGUGGGCGCGGCGCUCUUGUUCGCUGGAGGGUACUUCGGCGCGCAGCUCCUCAAAGGUUCUGGAUCUUCGAAGGGAAGCACACCGGCAUCACCCACAGACGACGACGAAGAGCCAGCUAUUCCUCAGGCCGCGGUAACGGACAAGGUUUUCUUCGACGUGGAGAUUGACGGCUUACCGGCGGGGAGGGUGAUCAUGGGGCUGUACGGAGCGGUCGUUCCCAGGACAGCUAAGAACUUCGUCGGCCUCUGCAAAGGAGACCCGAAGCAGAGGAGACAGCCCUUCGGCUACAAAGGGUCUAUUUUUCAUCGCGCCAUACCUGGCUUCAUGGUUCAGGGAGGUGAUUUUACGAGAGGCAAUGGAACCGGGGGAGUCUCAAUUUUUGGAGCGAAGUUCGACGACGAAGAUAUGUCUCAGCUGAAGCAUGUCGGGCCUGGGGUUUUGAGCAUGGCCAACUCAGGGCCGAAUUCUAAUGGCAGUCAGUUUUUCAUCACCACCGCCCCGUGCGGAUGGCUCGACGGCAAGCAUGUCGUGUUCGGGCAAGUUCUUCAGGGAAUGGAUGUCGUCUUCCGGAUCGAGGACCUGGGCAGCAGGAGUGGGAAGCUGAGCGGCAAGGCUGUCAUCGCUGGGUGCGGACUGGUUAAGCGCAACAGCGCCGCGAUGGAAACCGAGGGAGCAGGUUGGGGAGGGGCCGACAGCGGCAACAGUUUCCGGGCCAACGCUAUGCGCGGGGUACGCGCGGACGUCCGGGAAGAGAAGGCGGCGGUCAGCAGGGCAGUGGGGAAUGCAUUCAAGUCUUCGGUUCCGUCUGAGGAUGAGAACGGGGCGCGGCAAGGACAGAAGACGGAAAAGUGA